AUGGCAAGCUCAUUACGUAGGAGACGAUCACCUUUGCGGCAGGAAGAUGAUCAGGCUGCCGUGCUGUCACGGCUGCUCUCUGCAGCGGCAGCGAUAACGGCGGCUUCACUCAUGGGCAACGACCACAGAGCGGUAUCUGAGGCCCGAAGCGUAGCGGGCGAUAGUGAAGAUGGAACGUUCGAUAGCUUCCUUCAAGCCCUCCAGAAUGGGAGGCUAGCGUCGGCGUUGAGGCAAAGCGGGAAUGACAACGAAGAAGGGCCAGAGACUCCGGGUGGUAGUCCUAUACCGCUGAACUUCUUCAGGAUGUUCCGAUUUGGCUCUUCUGCAGGGAGUCAGAGAAAUGAAUCUUCUUCACGCUCAGUCAGUCAGGGGAGUGGCCCCGCAUCUGAGCAUCGAAACGGAGACGAGGAAGAUGGCGAUGAUAGGAUGGUGCCUAUCAUCAUCGUCGGCAUCAGGACCAUCAACCCAGCCAACAACCCAGCCAAUGAUGACAGCAAUAUUCCUCCUUUCCUGGACGCCCUAUCCAGCUUUCCGACUCCUCUAGCUUCUCCUGGCGAAAACACCAUGGAUGGAAUGUUACGACAGCCGCCAAACGCCACAAGGUUUAGCCAUCGCCGACGUGCGUCGAUGGGUGGCAUGAACACCUUCCCAUCUAAUUAUGAUAGCCAGCGGCAUUACCGUUCUCCGGAUCGCCCUCGUCCGUGGUCUACGCUCGCUGACUCUCCUUCUGGACCUCUUCCCCCUCCGACUACUCCUGCCAGCUCAAGACUCUCUGCUGUGUCGUCUGGAACAACCACGCCAACCCUUUCAACUACCCCUCCCUCACCAACCGUUCAAUCAACUGCCCCCUCGCGCCGCAGGCGCUUCAUCCGAAGGGCUACAGGCUCGAGCUUGGAACCCACCGCAGAGGAGCCUCAACGUCCACAGCGGACUCCCCGCCAACGACGAUUAAGCGAAUCUGACUUCACCAGGUUUGGUUCUGGUGCUUCUCGCAGGAAUGGCGUUGUUGAACCUGAUCAUAAUCCAGGGGAGGGUUCAAGAAGCUGGAUCAUCUAUGUGUUAGGAGGCAGCUACCCUGAGAAUCAUCCUAUCCUUACGACCCCUAGUCUUUUCACUGAUUCGCCGACGUACGAGGAUAUGCUUCUUCUCUCUACUUUGCUUGGGCCAGCCAAACCCCCCGUUGCCACAGAAGAAGAUGUUGCUGCGGCCCCUGGUCUGUACUUAAUUCAUGAGCAAUGUGGAACUCUGGUGGCGGAGGCUGUUGAGGGCGGCGAGACAUUCCGUCUUGCAGCUGACCAACGUUGUCUAGUCUGUCUGUGCGACUUUGAGGCGGACGAGGCAGCACGGAAACUGAUUAAAUGCGGACACUUGUUCCAUAAAAUUUGCAUCGAUCAGCAGUGGCUCACUACCGGGCGCAAUUCUUGCCCACUUUGUAGAAGCCAAGGAGUGGAUGAGAAGACAACAAAUGGUUCUCAGCCAACAACCCCAGAUAUCGCUGAUUUAGCCAAUUCACAGACACUUGCAUAG
This is a messenger RNA of Lindgomyces ingoldianus, 1527 nucleotides long. RefSeq lists its product as uncharacterized. The transcript is spliced from 2 exons. Bases 1 to 1527 code for a protein of 508 amino acids. NCBI's taxonomy places the organism in Eukaryota, Fungi, Ascomycota, Dothideomycetes, Pleosporales, Lindgomycetaceae. The record is from RefSeq and is a predicted model, not a curated record.